AUGUGUUGUUUUUCACGCAAACAUAUCAAUUGUCGUAGGCUUCGGUGUCGCGUGUGCGAUUGCCGCCACGCAAAAGUGCAGUGAUUCGGUGAUUUAAAAACAGACAGCUUUUACCAAUGUUUCAGGAAAAAUAACUGGAUUCCAGCCGAAAAACGGUAAAAACAGAAAAGUGGUAAAUGUACAUAAUAUCCCCCCCCCCAUUCAUUAUUCGCUUUUUCGAAUUUCGCUUCUAAUUCCUGUCUUACGUCAAAUGUUGUCGGUAAUUGGCUGAAAAGAAACAACAACUUCUAUAUACUUGACCACUUACGAAAAAUAGUGUGUGGGAGGAGGAGACGCCGACAAAAGUCAUGUUUUCGCACCUCUUCUCCGUCAUUUCGAUCAAAAAGAUUGUCUACGCUAUUGAUAAAGUGCUUAUUUUUUGAUUUGUCCGGUCUUUCCUUUUUAAAAUUUUUCUCGUUCCGAUUGUGGUUCUUCACGUUUUUCAGAGAUGCCUGAAAUUAUCCUUUCACUUUUCUCGUUUUUUUUGCAUCCGACAAAAUCUCCACCGAAAUCCGUGCGGAAACGUACAAAUCGCUUCCACGUCAGUGCUCUCUUGACAUAAUUGGGUACGGAAGAAUCGAAAUAAAUCAUCGUGCCCCGGUGAUGUCCUUUUUGUAGAAAUAUUAUUAUUAUUUAUUAUGCGAUGACACACACACACACACACACACAGAAAACGAAAAUGAAUUGUGGUCUUCGUAUGAGUGUGUCCUUUCGCCGAUUCCGAUCGUCACUGCUAAACUUUUUUGCAUUAAAAAGAGAUUUAGGCCGGUUUCAGGCGUUUUUAGCUUCGGAUUUUGUUUGAACACGUUCAAAACCUCUUUUUGCACUCAUUUUCCACUUUUGUCCUCUUUUUGUCGCGAAAAAUUCAGAGAAGCGCCUUUAAAUUAGAGUUACUCUCGUUUUGUUUUGUAUUUUCUGGUUUCACUGUUUGUUUGCCGUGGAAAACGAAUUGGCUCUUACCGCGACACAAGCCUAGUAAAAUCUUCAGUCAAAAUCCGUAAUGCGCCUUUAAAUUGUAGGUUACGGUAGCGGGAUCUCGAAUGCUUCAAUUGCCAGCUGAUUUUUCAAUUGAGAAUCACGAAAAUAGCCAUAAAAAUGCAAAUUGGGUUUCGCCGCGCGAAAAAAUUUCAUUAGAAUCCUCGAUUUUUUCGUUGUUUACGCACAAAAACGCCAAAAUUUCCAAGCCCAAUUCAAAGACGCAUCACCACCGUUUGACCGUUUGCGGUGACUCAUCAGACACUUCACUUUUCACUUGUAACAAAUGACGUCAUGCGAACAUCUGAAUCACCGCAAAAAUUAGCGAAUUUCGAAUUCAGGCCGAACAAACACGGUUUUCGCUUGCAACAAAGCGUCGUAUUUGCUCAAAUCUCAAGUACCGCCCCUUUUUGAAAAAAAAGAAAAGUUUUGCCUCCUUUCCUGGUGGCAAACGUCAUCGUUUUCCCUCCGAGUAUCCGGUUUCUCAAAAAAAAGAGAAGAAAAGUUUCCCACCACAGUUUCACCGCAUUCUCUUCGCCGACAAACCUCCUAAUUAAAAGUUCGACGACGUUUUGUCGUGGGCGUCUCCGAAACCUAUUGUACUUUUACAGUUGUGGUCUGACUCACGCACCUAAUCACUUUUUCAUUUUUCCAGAUUUCUUUGGGACUUUCGCAAUCUUCCCCUCCAAAAUUCGGCCACUCUGAGGAGGUAUCCGAUUGCAUUCCCACGAUUUUCAACAAAAUUUCCAUUUCCAGAUACCUUCACAAUGCGCUCAAACUAUCCGUCGACUUGGUCGCAUCGAAAAAAGUUGGAAUGUUAAUUUCGAGUCAUUUCCGAUUAGUCCUCUGUCUUCUAGGCCUCAUUUCUAGUGUUCAAAGGUACAGAAAACGCCCAUUUUUGUCGCACAAAAUUUAAAAAAAUUUACAGUAUAAAUCAAAACGAACUCAACGAGCUUUCGCGAAAAUUCAAAUAUUAUCAUUCGGCGGUGAGACCCGCGGCGCCGGACAAUUUUGUGUCCGAUCGGAACGGAACCUUUUUCAAUAUUCCCGUUGAGAUGCACCUAUUGGCCACCCGGACCAUUAAUGUGAGUCAAAAAUGAAGCCAUAACUCGAGAAUUGAUAAUUUUCACAAUAAGUGGUCAACUACAAAGUUGUAGAGCACAAAAUUUGCGACAACUUUUCAGUUGAUCACUUGUUGUAAAAACUAUUGGUUCGCGAGAUAUGAUUGUGUUUUCUCACGACACUUGCUCGAAGAUGAAUCCAAAAUUUCCAGAGAAGCGUGUACAUUGAAAUAAUUCUGGUGAUGACGUGGAUCGACGAGCGGCUGCGGCUCCGCGAGCUCAAAGACCGCUUCUCGAUGCCCGUCGAGUACGCUGCGUGGCAACCGUCGCUCGUCUUCUCGCCCGCGAUCACAUCGAAAUACACGACGUUGGCGCCGACGAGUGGCACCCUCAACACCUACAACACGAUCAAAACGAGCAUCGAAUGCCAGACGAGCGCGUGGAAACAUCCGUUCGAGAGCUUCACGUGCAGUCUGUCCGUGGUCCCCGAGGGCGAUGAGACGCUUACCGUCACCGCGUUUCACGAUUUGAGAACGCCCACGCAAAAGCUGCUGACCAACGUGUUUCUAGGUACGCUCCUUGCUCCAAACAGAGUUUCCGGGCCUAGAAUCUAUCGCUCUUUGCAGGAGACUAUCCCACGUGCAGUCUGGAGUUCAUGUUCCGGUCCGAAUGGCCGCGGGCCCUACUCUCCUCCUUCCUUCCCAGCAUUCUCAUUCUUUCCGCCGUCUUUUUUGCGCAAUGGAAACGGCGCAAAAUUCAAAUUCUCGUUUCACUUUCGGCCAUGUUGGGCAUUCUUAUAAUGGUAAGAACAAAGUUUAAGACGAAUUUAAAAUGCUUUUUCAAAUGAAUUGUAGCUGUGUUCGCAACGCCCGUACACCGCCACAACUCUGAUGGAUCUCUGGCUGUGCGCCAACUUUGUCCAUUCUGUGUUUCUGGUCCUAGUCGAUCUGACCCUGCCGGCCCGAAGAGUACGGUACACACUUAUGGUGCAUGUGGACGAGGAGAGGAAGACGGCGAAUCCCGUCAAGAUUAUGACCACUUGUGAGCGCCUUCAACUUGUGUAAUUUCGCAGAAACGCCGUUUUUUUUUUGCAGCUGAAACCGAGCACACUGGCCCGUUGCGAUUCGUCAAUCAUGUCAUCGAUUAUUUGAUGAAGAAAGAGUACAAGCCACGGACUACGGUAGUCACCGCGUGUCCCGGACCCGUAAGUGACCCAGUACGAUGCUCCGGAGGCGCCUUGUUUAGCGCUUCACGGCGACCAAAAGUGUAGAAAGGGGCGUAGCCUAAUCUGAGACGCGUUUUCUGAAAAUUGCCGCAAUUCCAGCACUUUUUUGUGUUUGAUAUCGACGAAAGAAGACAUUAAAAAGAGAAAAAAUCAAAGUAUUCGUGAAAACGCCGCGUUUGAGACGUUUUUGGCAUAUUUUGCAAUACGCUCUCCGCCGAAAUUUCGGAAUUUUCAUACCGGCCGAUGUGGAUAGUUUUGAGACGAAGUGAGUGUCGGAAGUGAUUAAGCCCGUUAAUACAAGUAUUUUGAGCGUUCAAACGGCAAAAAGUAUCGGCGAAUGACUGAAAUUCGCGCAUUUUCAGCACAAAACUUGAAAAUCGAUUCAAUUGAUUGAAUUUCUGAAUGAAACCUGCUCGUUUUAAGCUCAAAAAGUGCGCGCCAUGAUUAGUUUAACAAAGUUAUGCAAUUACAUCGUCGAAAUCGAACAAAAUUUGGGUAAUUUUUAACGAAAAACAUGAAAAAUGGGGUUAAAUUUCGAAUUUCGCGCCAAAACGGUGUCAAAAACCGUGCACGCGCUUUUUGGUCGCCGUGCGCGUUUGCGUUUGUCGUUUCUCUUCAAACUUUUUGCGAAAACUAUGUGAAAACCUGCGCUAAACAACGCAUCGUCUAUCGUUUCAGACGCCAAUCCAACGUCAAAUCACGACGGCGAUGCUCGGCAACCGCAAACGGGCGGCUCUUUUCUGCAUUCUCCUCUCCUAUCUCACUUUUCUGCUGAUUUAUGCGACUAUUGUAAUAGUUAUUGAUUAA
Messenger RNA from Caenorhabditis sp. 36 PRJEB53466, 4107 nucleotides. Lineage: Eukaryota; Metazoa; Nematoda; Chromadorea; Rhabditida; Rhabditidae. The record is from the annotation of a GenBank genome assembly.